Molecule: messenger RNA, 6110 nt
Organism: Sorex fumeus (smoky shrew)
Lineage: Eukaryota; Metazoa; Chordata; Mammalia; Eulipotyphla; Soricidae
Gene: ABI3BP
Product: ABI family member 3 binding protein
Exons: 59
Coding region: 56-4933 (1625 amino acids)
Biological process (GO): extracellular matrix organization; positive regulation of cell-substrate adhesion
Molecular function (GO): protein binding
Source: RefSeq, a predicted model, not a curated record
CAGUCCACUUAAAUGCAGCUCCAGGGUUGCGGGGCACCCACAAGCAUCACUGCCCAUGCAAGGUGGCAAAUGCAACAUGCUCUCCAGCUUGGGGUGUCUACUUCUCUGUGGAAGUAUUGCACUAGUCCUGGGAAAUGCACAGAAAUUGCCAAAAGGUAAAAGGCCAAGCCUAAAAGUCCACAUCAAUACCACCAGUGACUCCAUCCUCUUGAAGUUCCUGCGUCCAAAUCCAAAUGUAAAACUGGAAGGUUUUCUCCUGGGAUAUGGCAGCAAUGUAUCACCAAACCAGUACUUCCCUCUUCCCACAGAUGGAAAAGUCACUGAGGCUGUAGUUGAUGCAGAACCUAAAUACCUGAUUGUUGUGAGACCAGUUUCUCCUCCAAGUCAGAAGAAGUCAUGCUCAGGUAAAUCACGCACUCGCAAACCUCUGCAGCUGGUGGUUGGCACUCUGACGCCAAGCUCAGUGUUCCUGUCCUGGGGCUUCCUCAUCAACCCCCACCACGACUGGACAUUGCCAAGUCACUGUCCCAAUGACAGAUUUUAUACAAUUCGCUAUCGAGAAAAGGAUAAGGAAAAGAAAUGGGUUUUUCAACUGUGUCCAGCCACUGAAACAAUUGUGGAUAACCUAAAGCCCAAUACAGUUUAUGAAUUUGGAGUAAAAGAUAAUGUAGAAGGUGGAAUUUGGAGUAAAAUUUUCAAUCACAAGACUAUUGUUGGAAGCAAAAAAAUAAACGGGAAAAUCCAAAGUACUUCUGACCAAGUAAACGUAAUGCCAGACUAUGUUCCAAGGAAGAUAAUCCCAGUUACAAUUAUCAAGCAAGUGAUUCAGAAUGUUACUCACAGAGCUUCAAUUAAAUCCCCAGAUAGGACACCCAUGGGAGGAACAAUAUUGGUCCACCUUAUUAUUCCAGGUCUUAAUGAAACCACUAUAAAACUUCCAUCAUCUAUGAUGUUUGAUAUUUCAGAUGCAAUAAAGACACAAUUAGCUAAGAAUGAAACCUUGUCAUUGCCCGCAGAAUCUAAAACACCAGAAGUAGAAAAAAUUCCAGCACAGCCCAUAACAGUGAUUCCUGAAUCCGUUCCAAGGACAGCUAGACCAACUCUAUCUAGUUCUCUAGACAUUUCGGCAACAUCACUGGCUCCGAAAAGACUUCCAGGAUUUCCUCAAACGAAAACACCCUUCCCUUUUGUGAAAUUUGAGGGCACUUUGGCUUCAAGUGAAAAACCAUGGAUGGUGUCAACAGCUAAAACAACUGAUGAGUCCAAAGUUGAGCGGCCUCAAACUGCAAUUUACGAUGUUUACUCAAGUCCUCUGACACCAGAUGAGCCUGAAGCAUCAGAACCCCACACAGCAACAAGUGAUCAUAUUCUGGAUUCUGUCCCACCUAAAACUUCUAGAACUUUUGAACAGCCAAAGGCAACACCGGCUCCAAGUGAAACACCAAUGGUGCCUGAAAAAGUGGAAAUCUUUACCAGUUCUGAAAUGCAAGCUACAACAUCUGCACCCCUGCAAACUACAUCUAUCCCUUCUACUCCUAAACGAAAACCCAGGCCCAAACCACCAAGAACCAAACCUGAAAGAACCACAAAGCCUGGAAGAGUUACACCUAAAAUUACUAAAAGUCCUGAUCCUACACAAACAACACUGGCUCCCAGUAAAACACAAUUUAUUUCCUUGAAACCUAAAAUACCUCUCAUCCCAGAAGUGGCAUACACCACCAAACCUGCUCCAGUAAAGACCAAACGACCAGGUCGCCGUCCCCGCCCUAAAACUACACCUAGUCCAGAUGCUCCUUACUCCAAACCUGCACAAAAACCAUCUGCACUACCUGAAACUAUACAUAUAUCAGAUGCACCUCAAAUACAAACUGAUUUAAAACCACCAAAGCAAUUCCUUCCUAAACCCCAAAUCACUACAAAACCAGAUAUGUCACCAACUGAGUCCGUCUUUGAGCCUGUUACAUUUGAGGUGGAUUCUUCUUCCAUGCACAUAGUUGCUGCUACAGACAUUGAAUCUUUAACUUUAACAACUGAGGCUCCCUGGACACCGCUGGUUCCAAAAACAACCCCAAAAAUAAGAACACGUCGUCCCCGCCCUGACCGUAAAACCACACCAAACCCAGAGAUACCUCAGAGCAAACUAGACCCUCAACCUAUUACUCCUGGGACAUAUGUAGCUCCAACAACAACCACAAUUACAACCACAAAGAAACCCCGACGUCCCCGUCCCCGUCCUAAACCUAAAACCACACCCCAACCAGAAGUAUCUGAGACCAAACUGGUUCCUCCCACAAUCUUUGAACCAGUUGUUCUUAGAACUGAGGCUCCUCCGGCGGCAACACUAGCUACCAAUGUGCCUCCAAGAACUCGUCGCCCACGUCCCAGGCCUAAAACCACAUCAAGGCCUGAAGCCUCUCAGACUGAAAUGGCUACAGUCUAUGAACCAGAUGUUCCUAUAAGAGAGAUUCCAGGGACAACUUUUGUUCCCGUUACUGAUCUUGGGCUUGUUACAUUCACGACCGAUGCAUCUGAAGCAACACUAGCUACCAAAAUAUCAGUGAGAACCCGACGUCCACGUCCCAGACCUAAAACCACACCGAACCCUCAAGCUCCUCAGAGCCAACCGGUUCCUGCUACAGUUCUUGAACCUGUCACUCUUAGACCUGAGACUCCAGGAACAUUAGCUUCUAAAACAUCACAGCAGACAUUUCAUCCGCAUCUCAGACCAAAGACUACACCAAGACCUGAACUACCUGAGUCCGAACCAGUUUCUACUAGAGAUCUUGAACCAGUUAUGGUCAGAACUGAGACAUGGGUGACAACACAAGCUCCUAUAAUAUCACAGCGGACCCGUCGUCCACGUCCCAAACCUAAAACCACAACAACUAUUGAUACACUGCAAACAAAACCGGUUCUUAUUACAGAUUUUGAAGCUGAUACUUUUAGAACUGAAGCUCCAGAAACUAUGGCUCCUAAAACACCAAAACCAACACGCCGUCCACGUCCCCGGCCCCGUCCACGUCCUAGGCCUAAAACCACAGCAAGCCCUGAUGCAUCUCAGAUCAAACAGGCAGUGACAUCACCAAGCCUAGAAAUGUCACCAAAAAGUCAACCAGCUUCGGAAGUCCUGGAGUCGAUUACACUUAGCACUGAGUCAUCAAAAGAAGUUAUAGCAACAGCCGAGACAGAUUAUGUAUACCCCACUGCCAAAGAACCAUUCAGACCAGAGAAGCCAGAGCCUGAAGGUGGUAAAGUUCCUAAGCAGACACCACGUACUCCUUCCAAACAAAAACCAUCUCCUCGGCCAAGAAUCCCACAAACACAGACAGCUCCAAGCGAUGUGCUCCAUCCCUAUCAGCCAGACCCUGAUGUCUCUCAGAGUAUUCCUGUUCUGCAACCUGUUACCUUUACAAUUGAACCACCAGAGACAACAAUAGCUCCUCUAGAAACACGAGGCAGCCAUUUCAUGCCUAUAAUUUCACCAAGCCCUAGUCAAGAGGAACUGCAAACUUUCCUGGAAGUAACAGACCAAUCUGUCCAAGAACGAUUCACAACUAAGGUUCCACGAACAACUGAAUUCGCCAAGACAACGCAGGCACCACACAGAUUGUAUACUACUCCUGUGAGACCCCGGCCUGACAAACCAUUUAUCAGACCUGGUCUGAAUAGGACAAGACCAAGUAGGCCCAGACCCAGUGGGAUACCCAAGAGGAACGGAAAAGACUCAGGAGUGAAACAACCACCAAAGCCAUGGGAUACAGGAAGAAAUGAGUCUGUGGACAGUCCCCACUCCACAAAAAAAACAGCCACCAGUCCAGGUACCCGUCGCCCACCCAUGCCACCUAGACCUUUGCCCCCACAAAGAAAACCUUUGCCACCAAAUAAUGUCAAUGGAAAGCCAGGAAGUGCAGGGAUUUCAUCAGCACAAGUUACUUCCCCACCCUUUAAAGCAACAUUCAGACCCACUGGAGCCCCAUUGGAGAGAACAGAAAAAGAUAAAAAGGAACCUACAGCUACUGCCUCUGGGGAUCCUGGUAACAUCACAAAGUUUAGCUCAAGCCCAACAAGAGAAACUGAUCCUCUUGGGAAACCCAUAUUCACAGCUCCUCAUGUGAAAUACAUCCCAAAGGAGGACAACAAGCCCUGCUCCAUCACUGAAUCUGUGAGCUGGUUCCCCACAGAGGAGGCCACAGAGAGGAAUAUUACCAGCCCACCACAAAAUCCACCUACCAAUCUCACUGUGGUCACUGUGGAGGGAUGCCCCUCUUUUGUCAUCUUGGAUUGGGAGAAGCCAAAAAAUGACACAGUAACUGAAUACAAAGUUAUAUCUACAGAAAAUGGAUCUUUCAUUGGGAAGAACCAAUCCAUUCAAAUUACAAAUCAAACCUUUUCUGCAGUAGAAAAUCUAAAACCAGACACAAGUUAUGAAUUCCAGGUGAAGCCCAUAAACCCCCUUGGCGAAGGCCCAGUCAGCAAUACAGUGAAAUUCAGUACUGAAUCAGCUGACCCAAGAGUGAGUGAGCCAGUUUCUGCAGGAAGAGAUGCCAUCUGGACUGAAAGACCCUUUAAUUCUGACUCUUACUCAGAAUGCAAAGGAAAACAGUAUGUCAAAAGGACCUGGUAUAAAAAGUUUGUAGGGGUGCAGCUAUGCAACUCCCUCAGAUACAAGAUUUACCUGAGCGACUCCCUCACAGGAAAAUUUUAUAAUAUAGGUGACCAGAGAGGCCAUGGAGAAGAUCAUUGUCAGUUUGUGGACUCAUUUUUAGAUGGACGCACGGGACAGCAACUCACUUCUGACCAGUUACCCACUAAAGAAGGCUAUUUCAGAGCAGUACGCCAGGAACCUGUCCAAUUUGGAGAAAUUGGGGGCCACACACAAAUCAAUUAUGUCCAAUGGUAUGAAUGUGGGACCACAAUUCCUGGAAAGUGGUAGAUGUCACAAUCAUAUUCAACAGUGCUUCCUGAUUCGUCAUGGCAAAAAAUUCAUUGGAAACAGUAUGGCAUUUGUCACAUUCAUUUAAAACUGUUUACUAUGUAUAAAGUUUUAAAUAUAAUAGCAAUAUUAAAUGUUUAUUAGAAGAUUGCUAAGAUAUUUAUCAGGUUUUACAAAGUCAUUUUUAAGAAAGCAAGACAUUAACAGAAUAACAUUUUUUGGGAAGCUGGCUCCCUAAGACAUGGUAUUUUAAGAGAUCAUUUGUAUAUUAUUUAUCGAGUGUUGUAAUGAUGUUUUGAGAUACUUUUAUGACAAAGUUAGCAUAAAAUACUUUUAAAAUUAGCAUGUAUCUUCUUACUGGUGUGUUAAUCCCAUAAAUCUCUACUUAGGUUAACUUAUUAGAUAAAAUUAUCUUCUGUAUCUGGGAGGACCAUGUCCUAAUAUUCAUGUUUAUUUUAGCUUCAGUUGCUUAACAAUAGCUGAAUAGUGUUCUUGAAGCACUGAAUUAACUUUCAUGCUAAUAGAGUUUAAGUAUUUAGAAAGCAUUGAGAUUUUGUCUGGAUUAGAAAAUUUUACUUUAGCUAAAAAUGAAAUUGAGAAUCCGAUGGUUUCAAAAUAUAAAUCUUCAUAAUUUUUCUACCCAUAAAUGUAACAUCUGAAUGUAUUUUGUCAAUCUUUUCCUUUAAUUGUCCUCAUAUCAAUAUUCUACUCAAGCUGUAUUCAGAGACUGAAUGUGAAAUCUAAGUACAGACAAUACUGUGUGGUAAAAUCCCUAUCAUUAUAAGUGCUAUUUACGGUACUUUUCACCUAAUACCAUCUAAGAGUGAACAUAUCUGAGGGUUUUUUUCAAUUGUUUAACCCAACCUGUAAUUUUUCUUUUAAAGGGUAUUUUUCUUCAUUUGGGGAGGGAGGGAGAUGAGAAAGUCACCCCAGUACCCUUAUUUUGAAAGGACCUUUCUUGUGUUUACCUUUCAACAUGCUUCUGUUUUAUCAAUGCUAUAUGUUAUAUUUCUCCAACAAGUAUAAAUCCUGCAAUAAAGAGAUGUAAUUUUUUAAAACCAAGUUCUUUAUUUUUUGAAUGAUUCAUCUCCAUAAAGAAAAUCAGUUACUCAGCUUUCCUUGAUCUUUCAAAUGAUACUGUUAAUAUAACUGAAAAAUAUCUAUUCAUUAAGACCAA